UCAAUUUCCAGUAAACAAAAGAGACGUGCGCCAACCCGGAAGUAAAAGCCAGAACCCGGCUACAGCACCUCGGAGCUGGAGUAGGGAGGAAGGAGGCCCAGGGAAAAUUGUAGCCAUGGCAGUUGCUGUGGCGCUGGCGGGAGCCGUAAUCGGGUCGGAACCAGGCCCCGCAGAAGAACUCGCCAAACUCGAAUAUCUGUCUUUGGUGUCAAAGGUUUGCACUGAGUUGGACAAUCACUUGGGGAUCAACGACAAGGAUCUGGCUGAAUUUGUGAUCAGUCUUGCUGAGAAAAAUACCACCUUUGAUACUUUCAAGGCUUCUCUGGUCAAAAAUGGUGCAGAAUUCACGGAUUCUCUUAUUAGUAACUUGCUGCGUCUCAUACAAACCAUGAGGCCUCCAACAAAGCCUUCUACAAGCAAAGAUCCAGUUGUUAAACCAAAAACUGAAAAAGAAAAGUUGAAGGAACUCUUCCCAGUCCUUUGCCAGCCAGAUAACCCUUCUGUUCGGACAAUGCUGGACGAGGAUGAUGUGAAAGUUGCUGUGGAUGUCCUGAAAGAACUGGAAGCUUUGAUGCCUAGUGCAGCAGGCCAGGAAAAGCAAAGAGACACUGAGCACCGGACAAAGAAGAAGAAGCAGAGUCGGAGCCGAGAUCGAGAUAGAGACAAAGACAGAGACAGAGAUCGAGAGCGAAACCGAGAUAGAGACCACAAGCGGAGGCACCGAUCCCGCUCUCGAUCACAUUCCAGGACCCGGGAAAGGAAUAAAGGGAAGUCUAGAUACAGAUCCAGGAGCAGAAGUCAGAGUCCCCCCAAAGACCGGAAGGACCGAGACAAAUAUAGCGAGAGGAAUCUAGACCGAUGGCGGGAUAAACACGUGGACCGGCCUCCCCCUGAAGAGCCUGCCAUUGGGGACAUUUACAAUGGCAAGGUUACCAGCAUCAUGCAGUUUGGUUGCUUUGUGCAGCUGGAAGGACUAAGGAAACGCUGGGAAGGCCUUGUGCAUAUCUCUGAGCUCAGGCGGGAAGGCCGUGUGGCCAAUGUGGCUGAUGUGGUGAGCAAAGGACAGAGAGUCAAAGUCAAAGUUCUGUCCUUCACUGGAACCAAGACCAGCCUGAGCAUGAAGGAUGUGGAUCAAGAGACUGGAGAAGAUUUAAACCCAAAUCGACGACGAAAUCUUGUUGGGGAGACCAAUGAGGAGACCUCGAUGCGGAAUCCAGACAGACCCACUCACCUCUCCCUUGUCAGUGCCCCUGAAGUAGAGGAUGACUCACUGGAACGCAAGCGCCUCACCCGCAUCUCUGAUCCAGAGAAGUGGGAGAUCAAACAGAUGAUUGCUGCCAAUGUCCUUUCCAAAGAAGAAUUUCCAGACUUUGAUGAAGAGACUGGCAUUCUCCCCAAGGUGGAUGAUGAAGAAGAUGAGGACCUGGAGAUCGAACUGGUUGAGGAAGAGCCUCCAUUCCUGAGAGGGCACACCAAGCAAAGCAUGGACAUGAGCCCCAUUAAAAUUGUUAAGAACCCAGAUGGCUCCCUCUCCCAAGCAGCGAUGAUGCAGAGUGCCUUGGCCAAAGAAAGACGGGAGCUCAAGCAGGCACAGCGGGAAGCUGAGAUGGAUUCUAUUCCCAUGGGACUCAACAAACACUGGGUCGAUCCUCUACCUGAUGCGGAAGGCAGGCAGAUUGCUGCCAAUAUGAGGGGUAUUGGGAUGAUGCCUAAUGACAUUCCUGAGUGGAAGAAGCAUGCCUUUGGGGGCAACAAAGCUUCUUAUGGGAAGAAGACCCAGAUGUCAAUCAUUGAGCAGAGGGAGAGCCUGCCCAUCUACAAGCUGAAGGAGCAGCUUGUCCAGGCUGUCCAUGACAAUCAGAUCUUGAUUGUUAUUGGAGAGACAGGAUCUGGCAAGACAACGCAGAUUACCCAGUACCUGGCAGAGGCUGGCUACACUUCCAGGGGCAAGAUUGGGUGUACCCAGCCCAGAAGAGUGGCAGCCAUGUCGGUGGCCAAAAGAGUAUCAGAGGAGUUUGGUUGUUGCUUAGGCCAAGAGGUGGGCUAUACCAUUCGAUUUGAAGACUGCACUAGCCCUGAAACGGUCAUCAAGUACAUGACAGACGGGAUGUUGCUCAGAGAGUGCCUGAUUGACCCUGACCUUACUCAGUAUGCCAUCAUCAUGUUAGACGAGGCGCAUGAGAGGACAAUUCACACUGAUGUGCUUUUUGGAUUAUUGAAAAAGACAGUUCAGAAACGGCAGGACAUGAAGCUGAUUGUCACUUCAGCCACCUUGGAUGCCGUGAAGUUUUCUCAGUACUUCUAUGAAGCUCCCAUCUUCACUAUCCCAGGUCGAACAUAUCCAGUGGAAAUACUGUACACAAAGGAACCCGAGACAGAUUAUCUGGAUGCCAGCCUGAUCACUGUCAUGCAGAUCCAUUUAACAGAGCCACCGGGUGAUAUUCUGGUCUUCUUGACUGGUCAGGAAGAGAUUGAUACAGCUUGUGAGAUCCUAUAUGAAAGAAUGAAAUCCCUGGGACCUGAUGUUCCCGAGUUAAUUAUUCUCCCAGUGUACUCUGCUCUUCCCAGUGAGAUGCAGACCCGAAUCUUUGACCCAGCACCACCAGGCAGCAGAAAGGUUGUGAUUGCCACCAACAUUGCAGAGACAUCACUGACGAUAGAUGGCAUCUACUAUGUUGUGGACCCUGGAUUUGUGAAGCAGAAAGUUUAUAAUUCAAAGACAGGCAUUGACCAGCUCGUGGUGACACCUAUUUCUCAGGCUCAGGCAAAGCAACGAGCUGGCAGAGCUGGGAGAACAGGCCCAGGGAAGUGUUACAGGCUGUACACGGAACGUGCCUACCGAGACGAAAUGCUGACCACCAACGUGCCGGAAAUCCAGAGAACUAACUUAGCCAGCACAGUGCUUUCACUCAAGGCCAUGGGCAUCAAUGACCUGCUGUCCUUUGAUUUCAUGGAUGCACCCCCAAUGGAAACUUUGAUCACAGCCAUGGAGCAGCUAUACACACUGGGGGCCCUGGAUGAUGAGGGCCUGCUCACUCGCCUGGGGCGCAGGAUGGCAGAGUUCCCUCUGGAGCCAAUGCUGUGUAAAAUGCUGAUCAUGUCUGUGCAUUUGGGUUGCAGUGAGGAAAUGCUGACCAUUGUAUCCAUGCUAUCCGUGCAGAACGUCUUCUACAGACCCAAGGAUAAACAAGCCCUUGCUGAUCAGAAGAAGGCCAAGUUUCACCAGACUGAAGGGGACCACCUCACCCUGCUGGCUGUGUACAACUCCUGGAAGAACAACAAGUUCUCUAACCCGUGGUGCUAUGAGAACUUUAUCCAGGCUCGUUCCCUGCGCCGGGCCCAGGACAUUCGCAAGCAGAUGUUAGGUAUAAUGGACAGACACAAGCUGGAUGUCGUUUCCUGUGGUAAGUCCACAGUCCGAGUGCAGAAGGCCAUCUGCAGUGGGUUCUUCCGCAACGCUGCCAAGAAGGACCCACAGGAGGGUUACCGGACACUGAUUGACCAGCAGGUGGUCUACAUCCACCCUUCCAGUGCUCUCUUCAACAGACAGCCAGAAUGGGUGGUAUAUCAUGAGCUGGUGCUGACCACAAAGGAAUACAUGCGUGAGGUCACCACUAUCGAUCCCCGAUGGCUUGUGGAGUUUGCCCCAGCCUUCUUCAAGGUCUCUGACCCAACCAAGCUCAGCAAGCAGAAGAAGCAGCAACGUCUUGAACCCUUGUACAAUCGCUACGAAGAGCCCAACGCCUGGAGAAUAUCCAGGGCUUUCCGUCGGCGCUGAAAGGCAAGCUUGUCUGUUUGCCUCCCUGGCAGCAGCAGCCUAGGGCUUGGACUUAACUUUUAUCGAUGAAAAGCUGGUCCUGUGGAUGCAGCUGUCCUGUGACUGAAUAUCUCAGCCGGGCAUUUUCUAAACUUGACUAAUUUCUUCCCUGAUUGUAAAAUUGGCACAGGAAUUUAAGCCUGGCUUUGGCCAGAGACUCCAGCCCCCACCACCCCAAGUCUUGGGACCAGUUGGAAUCUCAUAACCAACGUGGGGACACAUUGCAUCAUCUUCAACAAAGGGGCAACUUGUGUAGCCCUGGGAUGGGAAGGGGAGUGUGAGCAUCUGGCACAGGAAUGCACUGAGGACACUGGUGCUUUCUGGAGGAGGGAGGCUCUGUGCUUAUCUCAAGUGUUGAUCCUGGUUCCUGCCCCUUCUCUUGUCCCUGUACUUCAGCUAACUUCUUGGAAAUAUUUAUUUUCAUAAGGAAACAAAAAAGAUGGUUUUCUGUGACUGUUUCUUUUGAUGAAAGGUUAGGAUAUUGGCCUGGGCUCAGGGAUAAGGAGAUUUAGUGUCUGUGGCUCUGGUGCAUGUGAUGGAGAAACCAGAGCUGGGGGCCUCUUUGUGCUUGGACAUGAUGUACUGCCUAGACACCCAGUUUUGUCUUUCAGCAUCAGAGCUAGCCCAGUGCUGCUAGAGGAUGACCCCGUGACUGACCAUAUCCACUCCACAGAGUGCUUCAGCCUGGGUGCCUGAGUGCUUACAGAUGCUACAUACUGAAUACAGAGGCUCACCCCUUGCUGCUUCCCACCACACACACAGCAUGCCGUGUGUCCCAUUUCCUUUUGAAACAUGCUAAGUAAUGACUUCUA
Nycticebus coucang (slow loris) is the source of this 4629-nucleotide messenger RNA. RefSeq names its product DEAH-box helicase 8 (gene DHX8). Gene Ontology annotation, biological process: mRNA splicing, via spliceosome; spliceosomal complex disassembly. Gene Ontology annotation, cellular component: catalytic step 2 spliceosome; intracellular anatomical structure. Bases 116 to 3778 code for a protein of 1220 amino acids. Lineage: Eukaryota; Metazoa; Chordata; Mammalia; Primates; Lorisidae. The record is from RefSeq and is a predicted model, not a curated record. Gene Ontology annotation, molecular function: RNA binding; ATP binding; RNA helicase activity. The transcript has 23 exons.